AUGGCAUCGUUGAAAGACCUCGGCAAGCUCGUGAAUGGAUUUUCCCUGGUCGCCAAGGAGGCCAUGAGACGGGGUAUCGAUAAGCCAGACUUGCAAUCCCUAAUCCGGCGAGCCAUCUUAUCAGCCACCGACAUAUCCGGUCUCACUAAAGGCGAGGUUCGCAAUUUCGUGAUCACCGGUAACAAACCCAUUGGUGAUACGGACGGUAUCAAACAAGACAGCAGCGUUGUCUAUUUUGGGGAGGAGGUAGCUUCUUCGUCCGAUAAUGCACUGUCGCCUACUACUUCUGACCCAAACACCCCCAAAGAAGCGCAGAGACAUUUCCCUUCUCCUACCCCUACCCCUACCCUUAUAUAUGACAAUGGAAAUGUCCACGCGGAUGCUCGUAUAAACCAUCCAAAAAAUGCAAAGUGGGAAGGUGAUGUCGAAUCGGGGUCCCUUCAGACUAUGAUCAUUACUCCUCCUCCGGCUACUUUGGAUAACAAUGCUGCUGCAAUUGGAGUUGGAGAAGGAAAGGCUGUUCCUUUGACCAAUUCCCCGCCGCCUAAAGCACCAUCACUAAUAAAUAAACAGAGGCGGCGCAAGGAGAGGAGGGUUCCUUCCACCCCGUUCUCGAGAGCGCUUGGGUUUGCUGGACUAGGAGCUGGGCUUGCCUGGGGAACUGUACAGGAAUCUGCUAAGAGACUCGUCUUUGGUACAACUAAAUCAGAAAACAAGCAGUCUGCCCUUUCGCCUUUUUUAUCCGAAAAAAAUGCAGAACGGCUGGCCCUGGCUCUAUGUAGGAUGCGUGGGGCAGCACUCAAACUAGGACAGAUGCUGAGCAUCCAAGAUGAAUCCCUUGUUCCUGCUCCCGUAAUUUCUUCUUCUUUGAUUGCCCUAGAAAGAAUGCAUUAUUUAUUAUUUUUGCAUUAAAUUUGAUUAAAUGUUUAUGCUAAAUGUUAAAACCAUAACUACUUGGUAAGUUUAAAGCUUAUGUAUU
Lactuca saligna is the source of this 979-nucleotide messenger RNA. NCBI's taxonomy places the organism in Eukaryota, Viridiplantae, Streptophyta, Magnoliopsida, Asterales, Asteraceae. The record is from the annotation of a GenBank genome assembly.